Rhizophagus irregularis DAOM 181602=DAOM 197198 is the source of this 2967-nucleotide messenger RNA. RefSeq lists its product as uncharacterized. The record is from RefSeq and is a predicted model, not a curated record. NCBI's taxonomy places the organism in Eukaryota, Fungi, Glomeromycota, Glomeromycetes, Glomerales, Glomeraceae. Gene Ontology annotation, biological process: regulation of transcription by RNA polymerase II. Gene Ontology annotation, cellular component: SAGA complex; SLIK (SAGA-like) complex. Gene Ontology annotation, molecular function: protein heterodimerization activity; structural molecule activity.
UUAGUUGAACAGAAUUGAAUGGAAAAUCUUACGUUAUUAAAAAAAAUCACUUCCGAAUUCAAAGCGUUUCCACAAAAUUGCUCGAUACAUAAUUAAAUAAGAUAUAGGAAAUAUGGAUAUCCAAGAACAAGCUUCAAGCUCGAAGAUAAGCGGGUUGCAAUUCUUGAAAGCUGACCCCAAGAUGCGCUAUCUGGUGGAAGCUAUCGAGAAAAAUCGAGGUGCAAGUAAAAUGUUGGAUGAAGAGAUAGUCAAUACUUUAACCGAAGUUAGAAGUUUGGGUUCGAAAUAUGCCGACCCGAAUUAUGUAGGGCGCGCAGAACUAUAUGAAGCAAUAGAAAGCGUUUUAAACGCUCUGAAGGCAUAUUCGGAAUACUCGUCGCCAUUUCUUAAAAAGGUUGCGGCUAAAGAGGCUCCUGACUACUAUAAAAUAAUUAAACGUCCGAUGGAUCUAAGCCAAGUGACAAAAAACUUUAAGAAUGGGCAAUAUAACUCCAAGAAAGAAUUUGCUGACGAUCUUUUACUGAUUUAUAGUAACUGCCUCACCUACAACACAGAUCCGGAUAAUUACUUUAGGAAAUGUGCUAUUGCGAUGAGGGCAAAAACUGAUGAAUUACUUGAGAACGUUCCUGAAAUUGUCGUCAAGACUCGAGAGCAGUACAACGAAGAAAUGAAAAGAAAGACAGAAGAAGAAAUGAUGAAAAGAGCCGCUGCCGAUGCUGUCGCUAUUACUGCCCAAGUGGAGCAAGAAAUCGCCGCUGAAGAAAGGGAACCCGAGAUGAUAGAGCAACCACAACCGAUUCAAGAACAAACCUCAAUUGAAACUCCACAAAUACCUGUUGUCUUAUCUAAUGAUAUGGAUGAUGAUGAGUGUGAUAAGGAAUUACAAGAAAUACUAAAAGGUUUGGAUACUCCUCUCUUGCCGGAGUUGUGGGAUCCAGAAAUCGAUAAUCCGGAUCGUGAUAGGUUGUUUGAUUCCGAGUACUGGAAAGAACAAGAGGCAAAAAGACCAACGCUUGACCAAUAUCCACAGCUCCAAUUUUCGAACCGUGGUACUGCCGCGAUGAUCGAACGUAAUAUAGAGACACUUAAACAAACGCGUCUCCUUCAUGCAAAGCUGUUGGCGGCAAAACACAACUUGCCGCUUGGUCAUUUCGGCGUGAACGAAGCUGCGACAACUGAAAACAAGACAACCGAGGGUCAACCACAAGUAGAUCCGAAAGACUUGCCACCACUUGUGAUGAACCGCGAUGCUGGAUUUGCAUGCUUGCAACGGGUUGUCGUGAAGCUGCUACAGCACGCAGGUUUUGAAAGUGGUUCUUCAAUGGCUGUUAAUAUAUUAACCGAAGUUGCUCAGGAUUAUUUACUAAACCUUGGAAAAACAAUGAGGGCGUACAUGGAUGAUGUCUUCAACAAAAAGACUCCCGAAGAAAUUAUUAAAAAGACCUUGUACGAGAAUGGUGUACCAACCGUUAAAGAUAUUGAAUCAUACGUUCGAGAUGAUAUUGAACGAUAUGGCACUAAACUAAGAGAUAUACAACGUCGCCUAGAGAUUGCGUACAAAGAAUCGCUGAGUCAACCCGAUAAUACCGGAACUGACAAUGAAGAUUUGCCAGAAAAUGAGGAUGUAUUUAUGACUGGCAGUUUAGGUGAUGGGAUUGAAUUAGGAGACGAUUUCUUUGGUUUAAAAGAACUUGGUCUAGGAAAUCUUUCGGUUCCUACUAAAUUAUUGCUGGGGUCCAGUAAAAUUAAACCUGUUCAGAAGAAGGCACAGGAACCAAACCAAAGAAAAUCCCGGUAUGCUAAUCCACCGCCAUUCGCUCCCAUUGACCCUGAAAAAGUAAUCGGGUUGCUUACUGAGUAUUUCCGCAACCGAUUGGAAGAGCAGAAUGGCAAAUUAGUAGAUGAUGACGGCUUGCCGCAAAAACAAAGAAACCAUAGACCGAAAGUUCCUCCGACUGGUAAGAUUCCUCCACAACCCAAGAGACAGCCACCUAAGACUGCAGCACAAAAUGCAGCUGCUCUUGCAGAGAAGAAGCGCAAAAGAGAGAAAGAUGCUGCCGCAUUAGUGGAGAAAGAAAAUGCUAAACGCAUCAAGAUGGAAGAAAAAGCAAGAGAAAAGCAAGAAAGGGAAGAGCAAAAACGUAUAAAACAAGAACAGCGCGAUGCAAAGAGAAAGGCCGAUGCAGAAGAAAAAAGACUAAAGAAAGCACAAUUAGAAGCAGAAAAAAGAGAAAGGAAGCUUGCUGAAGCAGCUCAAAAGGAAGCAAAAAAAGCAACUGAAAAGAAAGAGACAAAGAAAAAGAAGCCUACAGCCUCUAAAGUGAACAGAGUUUCUACUGCUAUAGGUUCACAAGCAAGAGGUGGUGCUACUUCAAGCUCAAGUACAAUUACUGGAUCAUCCUCAGCUGGAUCUAAGAAGAAUCUAGAUCAAAUCGAUGAUCGCGAUUCCGAAGAUGUUCCACUUGCUGUUAGGAAGAAAACUAGAACCAAAGAAGCUGCAGCAAGUAGUAACGCACGUGGUAACGGACGUAGUAAUAGUAGACCGCCAAUGUAGAUUUGUUACAAAUAUUUGUGCAAAAUAUUAUGUAAUUUGUCUUUUAUAGUUGUAAAUAUUGGUAAAGUUUCGCCACACCGGGGGCUCAUUCGUCUCGAAAAAUUGUCAAAAUUGACGAAGAAAUUAUAAAUAACUUUACUUGGGAUAUUGAGAAAAUUUGACCAACUCAAUUGCAAAGACCAGCAAUAAAAUAAAAAAAAAAAAAGCCCCGGCGUCUUCAGUAUACUAUCCAUAAACACGACUAUGAGAUACAAAUCUGGUAUAUAGUCUAUAUAGCUAUUUUGUAUGUAUAGUGAUAGAACUACAAUAUUGCAAAAUUUAAAAGUUAAAGACAUUUUAUUACAUAAAAUAAUAGUUGUUCACAAUUUUAUUUAUUUAUAAACGAAUGAUUUAAAAUAAAAUUACAUAUAAUA